Messenger RNA from Aspergillus tanneri, 2115 nucleotides. Its product is annotated as putative C6 finger domain protein. Gene Ontology annotation, molecular function: zinc ion binding; DNA-binding transcription factor activity, RNA polymerase II-specific. Bases 1 to 2115 code for a protein of 704 amino acids. The transcript is spliced from 7 exons. Lineage: Eukaryota; Fungi; Ascomycota; Eurotiomycetes; Eurotiales; Aspergillaceae. Gene Ontology annotation, biological process: regulation of DNA-templated transcription. The record is from RefSeq and is a predicted model, not a curated record.
AUGAGCAAGCGUUCCUAUGGAGAGUCAUUGUCCCACGGUGGCUCUCAGCCACCGGAGUCCAUCGAUAGCCCUCACAUGCUUCCCAUCAACGAUCUCCUCUCCCCCAGUCAAGUUCAGGAGCAGCACCAGCAAUCCACAGCGUCGUCGAAGAAACCACGCAAUUUCAUUGCUACAGUGGCAUGUGAAACAUGCCGACUCAAGAAGACCCGAUGCGACGAGUCCAGACCGAAGUGUGGCCUGUGCAAGGCCCUUGGCCUGGAGUGUGUUUACAAUGAGCGCAAAUCUUCGAAGCGAGAUCAUUCGCUCAGCUUAAUCAUGAGCACUCUUCAUCGACUCGAAACCAAGCUAGAGAGCCUCCCAUUGACUCUCUCUCAUGAUCUAAAGUCCCUCCAAGGGCAGAUGCUGCACGCGCUGGAUGAUGCGGCAGAGAUAGGCACCCCCGAACGCAGUAGUCGGCGAGUCCUCCAGCAAGCUCCUUUGGCCCAUCCCCUGGCGCACGACCUCACACCUGAUGCAGCGGAGCCCGACGACUUUGAAUUCAAUGAGCGAACGAAUACCACGGACCCGACAGGACAGGUCUCAAUCUCCUUCAGCCAACACGGCGUGGUCCUGUGGCCAGGAGCACGCAAGGUUUUACCUAAGGGACUUCUUGAGGCCCACGAAAAGCUCGGAAAGAACUAUGUGAUCGAUACGGAAAUGAGGCGACCCCAGCUCCCCAUGUACAUUUGUCCGUUUCCUACCCAGGCCGGCAACGACUGGCUGGAGGCACUUCCGCUGGCGGUGGUCAAAGGCCUUUCGGAUGCAUUUUUUGCGACUUUUGCUCCAUUCACGCCGAUCAUGGACAAGAAUUUUUAUUUCGCACUGACCCUGGGGGCCGCGAUCGAGAAUGGGUUUGGUUAUACGAUAGAGAGCUGUCUGGUCCUCAACGUCAUGGCCCUAGGUUGUCUGGCCGUCCAAGCGCAUAGAGAAGGGAAUUAUCCAUUGUCUGGCACUCGAAGUGCUCAAUUUGAACCGCCAGAGUGGAUGGACGUUAUCCAUGAAGACCCGCCCGGUCUACGCUUCUUCAACGAAGCUCGUCGUCGCAUUGGCUUUCUCAUGUGUGACAAUGACCUCCAAAGUUGCCAAUUCUAUCUUUUGUCCUCCCAAAUUCUCCGUGUCAUGGAUUCAUGGGCUAUGCUCCAUCGCGCCGCUACAUGCUGCCUGUCGAUGCUAACCAAUCACGAUGUCAAUUUCAACGAAUGGGAGGGCGACAUGAAGUCGCGUGUCUACUGGAACUGCGUCAUGAACGAGACCAUCCUCGUGCAGGAGCUACACCUUCCUCCCAGCGGACUAGCGCGUCUCGAGGAGCUAGUGCCCAUUCCCAAAUUCAUUGGUUUCGAAACACUCGGCUUUGGGCCUCCUCGAACAUCCUCGACAGACGAGAUCGAUGAUGCCUUUUUCCAGUACCAUUUCCUUGCGCAGGUCGCUCACCGUAUCAUCCUCACCCGAAUCCGGCACUCCUUGUACUUUUACUCCGACUCGGGAACAUUCCCCUUCCCUGCCAUCAACGCCGAACUCCAUCACCAGCUGGACCAAUGGCGCCUCAACCUUCCACCGGCACUCCAAUUCCCCGACACUCUCCCUUACACCCCGGCAGCUGAUACCCCCGCGGCGUCCUCUCCAUCCGCCAUCUCACCCCUCCCCCUCGAUCCCCAUCGUCCCUUGACUCCUGCCACCGCAGUGUCCGAGGCCAUGCUCCGUGGCCGCUACAAAAUCGCCAAGUUCCACAUCGGUCGUCCAUACCUCUACAAAGCCCUCCGUACCCCCGCGUCCCUCACAGAGGAGGACUUGGAGCAAAUGCGCAGCGGCCUCCGAAACGCCAUGGACUGGCCGGUAGUCGGGGGCAUCUUCCGCGCCAUGAGGAGUUGCAUUCCAAUCAGGUUCGCCUUUUGUUCUCAGUUCUUCGGCCAGAUCCUCCUCUUCUACUGUAUUUCUCACUCUUCAGAUCCCCGCUUACGAAGCACCCUCCCUACCGGAUGGGAACGAUGGAAUCAGGAAAUGAUGCAGUUCCUGGAGGACUGCGCACCUUAUAGUCCGGCGGUGGCGAAAGAUCUGGAGCUUUUGCGUCUGCUAUGA